Molecule: messenger RNA, 1758 nt
Organism: Schistosoma bovis
Lineage: Eukaryota; Metazoa; Platyhelminthes; Trematoda; Strigeidida; Schistosomatidae
Source: the annotation of a GenBank genome assembly
GGAAAUACAAGUUCUGUGCUACUAUCAUUCUCAAGGUCGUAGAGCGUUGUCUGUAUCAUAAUGUUAUUUUCCGAGCUAUUUUGGUUGAAAUCGCUAUUGACGACUUCAUGACUCAGAGGCAACUGCAGAUAUUUCAUAUAGCUUCUUUCAAAUGCAAUCGUAAACAAAUGCUUGUAUGCAGAAAUGGUUUAUUAAUCAACAGUAAUACUGUAUAUCUCAGUAUAAUUCCCACUAAGAUUCUCAAUGUUCAAUAUAUUGAAUGCUUAUGAUUUACUCACAGUAAAUUACCCACUCUUCCAGUUAAAGGGAAAUAUUGACCCUUACUGUCAAUGUCAAUCAGUUUUCGUCUCUGUUCACAAUGAUCAUAAAAGAGAUUUGGAAUUGAAGUGGACUGUAUGCGAAUCAAUGUUCAAAGUAUUUGUCCCAUUGUCCAUAGGAUGUAAUACCUUGCAACUAAGGUGUGAACACCACCUCGCUGAGUUUCGAAUAGUGUAUGUACAUAAUCGUGACUCUCCAUAUACUAUCAGGCCUAUUUAUGUAAUAUGUUCUGAUGAUACUGGGUGGUUCCAAGCUCCUGCAGGAAUGGUUCCCACGAAAGAAAGUGCUUGUAAACGUAUUGGGCUAGGAAUUAGAUUGUUGCAAACUUUGACUGCAGAAGCUUUUCUGUCUGAACUUGGAAUGAGAUGCACUUUUUUAAUUAAGGAAGAACUCAGUCGUAAAUCAUCGCGAAAUAUUUCAGACUGGUCUUCCGAAGCCUGUUGUAAUUGUCACUACUCAAGUCUCAGUAAAACGUUUGUUAAUAGUAAUACUCCCGAAGAUGUGUGGAAGAAGUUGGCAUACGAGCUCUACGAAAAAUAUCCUCAUAACUUCGAGAACACAAAAUGGGUUGCUUUUAUGGCUUGUACACGUUAUCACCCUCCCAAGAAAAUUAAUUCCGAAUUCCUGAGUUACAAUGAAAUACUUCUUCGGACAACAGCUCAUUUCGCUCUCGGAACAGGGGGUUUAGCCUUACUUGGAACGGGGACUUUACAUGCUUGGCCAGAAACGCUUAAAGAUUUGCAGGUAGUUUUGGGUAAUACAAGAAUUGUUGAUCCAACAUUGAUGGAUGACACUGCUUAUCGACACACUUACUGGGCGGCUUUUGCUACAGGAUUGGGUGCUGUUUGGCAUGAAUUAGGUCAUUGUUUCGGACUGGAACACUAUCCCCAGGGUAUAAUGUUUCGUGGUGAUGAUAUUAAUUUAUGUCUUGGAUUUCCACCUCCUGAUUCUGUUUGUCCACAUGAAUCCAAUAUGAAUGGUAAAUCUGUCCAAGCUGCAGAUCGAUAUGAUAGUUCGAAUCCUGAUAAUAGACACAGAAGAGACCUUUGUCAAAUUCAACCCCCGAAGUCAAUGUCCCGUGCUAUACAAUUUCAUCGCAUAGUGCAAUUUCAUCCAAUAAAGUCUCGUUUACAUUCCUCGGAUCAAACCACAAAUGAAGAAAUGAAAUUUAAGCGAUGGGGAUUUUGUAAGUCUUUAUGGCAUCAAGGUUCUGCUUUUUGGGGAACAAAGGCACUUUCAAAGCUACUUUCAUGUCCAUGGAUCAUCGAAACACCAACUUUAGAUAAAGACAAACUACCUGUUCAGAAAUGACUUUAGUUAUAACAGACGAUUUCUUCCAUUUUAAAAUUCCCUUUGUCCAUAUAUGUAAAUCCCAUGUAAAUUACAAGUGUAGUGUAAAUUAUUAUGUUGAAUUUUGUAUAAUUAAAAAUUGUACAUUGA